AUGACGGCGGCCGAUGUGCUGACGGCUGCUGCCGCAGGGCAGCCCCUUUCAGCGGCGCUAAGGGCCUUCAUGCGGAGCAAGGUGCCUCAUGCCGCGGACGCGGACGAAGCGCCCACUCCAGCUGCAAGCUCCGGCGCAAGCUCCCCGGCUCAAACCACGCCUACGGCAGAGCUGAUGGGUGGCAACAGCCCCGAGCCCGGACAGGGCGGUGUGCCAAGCAAGGACAGCAGUGGGACUUGUGGACAGAUCCGCAGUCGCAGCCGCAGCCACGACGGGAGGCCUGAGAAUGGGCACUCCACAAGUCCCGGAGGUGCGCCUCAGGACGCGGCAAAGUCGGCACGGCAAGUGUAUCGCAGCUUCUGCCCUCUUCCGGUGAAGCUUUUGCCGGGGGUCCGGCGGGAGGCGGAGAUGAAUCGACCCUGGCUCAGCGUGGCAAAGUCGAUGCUGGCAGAUGCGGGCCUGGGCGUCUUUGCGCUGAGGGCAUUUCCGGCUGGAGCAAUUCUCUGCCGAUUCGAGGGUUCGUUGCUGGCCGGAGUGAAGCUCAAAGAGCCGCCAAAGCAGUCUCAGGCCUCCAGUGCGAAUGCCGCGGCCGCGUCAGCGAACGCAGGCACGAAUGGUCGGCCAAAGCGAGAUCCGAGGUCGUAUGUGCUCAGCCUCCAUUCAAGCGGAGGCUGGGUCCUUGAUGGUGGACCCGUGGCGAAGGCAAUCCGACGAGGCUCCGAGGAAGUGGAGAUCACCGUGCUGACGCCAGGAGGAGAGCACACCAAAGUCAUGCGGAAGUUGGAGGAAGUUGGAGUCGGUUGCAUGGUCAACCACGGCUCAUCGAAGUCCGCCAACGCUAAGUUCAUCCUUAUGAAAAGCGAUCGCAGUGGCUUCCUGCCGGCAGAGGCAUAUCUGCAGGCCAUGCGCGACAUCGCCGAGGGUGAGGAGCUUCUGGCCCGAUACGGCAACGCCGAGUCAACGGCCUGGGGUUGA
Molecule: messenger RNA, 975 nt
Organism: Symbiodinium sp. CCMP2592
Lineage: Eukaryota; Dinophyceae; Suessiales; Symbiodiniaceae
Source: the annotation of a GenBank genome assembly